AUGCCGUACGGUAACGCGUGGCGCGACCAGAGAAAGAUCUAUCAAACACUCCUCAGUGUCAGUGCAGUUGGGUCAUUCCGACCAAUGCAAGAGGCUGAAGCGACUCUUACACUGCAUCAUUUGAUGGAAACUCCCGGAAAAUAUUAUGAUCAUCUUCGUCGCACCGCAACAGCUGUCAUUCUCUCCUCGGUAUUCGGGAUCCAGGCACUGUCCUUCGACGACCCCAAGAUCCAACGUCUUUACCACGUGCAGGAGCAAUUCACAGCGAUUGCUGAAACCGGGGCAUCGCCACCUGUGGACAUAUUUCCAAUCUUUAAAUGGCUCCCCAAUUUCAUGGCUCCCUGGCGGGAACGGGCACUGCAGAUUCGCCACGAACAGCGAGAGCUAUAUUUUGAACUCCUACGAGAUGUUCAAGAAAGCAGAUCAAAAGGUAUCAGGCGUAACUGCUUCAUGGAUCAACUCCUGGAGGAGUCGGCAAGAAGUAAACACAAGUUAGAUGAUGAGCACCUUGCUUAUAUUGGGGGUGUCCUGAUGGAAGGUGGCUCUGAUACGACUGCGGCUAAUUUGCUUUCGUUUCUCCUUGCAAUGGUUAAGUAUCCCCAUGUGUUACGGAAAGCCCAAGCUGCCGUCGACGAGGUUUGUGGCACGCAACGCUCUCCCACGUUUGAUGAUCUUGCUCGGCUACCAUACCUUAAAUGCUGCGUUGAUGAAAUCUUGCGCUGGAGGCCGGCUGCACCUUCUGGUAUACCACACAUGUUGAUCCAAGGUCCUGUUCCCCAUGCCACAUUGAGAAUCAAGGCCCCUCUUUCCUCAGCAUACACAGUUUCUAAAUAUCAGCAGAUGAUACAUAUGAGGGCCACCAUUUUCCAAAAGGCACAACUGGCGAUUCAUCAUGAUCCAGAACUGUACGAAGACCCAAAUGAAUUUAUUCCAGAGCGAUACGAAUUACAGGAGUUUGGAUUCAAACCGGGAUUUGAAGUGAGCGAGGGCCUUCGGAAAACGUAUGGAUUUGGAGCCGGCAGGCGGGUUUGUCCUGGGUCCCACCUGGCAACAAAUUCUUUAGCCAUCAAUACAGCUAAGAUCAUAUGGGCAUUUGAUAUCCGCCCGGGGAAAGAUCCAAUCACAGGACUUGACCUGACGCCUGACGACAUCAGCGUCGACAUAGAAAAGCAAUGGACGAAUGGGAUCUUAGUUGCCCCGAAGCCGUUUCCAGUGUCGCUCACUGUGCGGUCGGACAUUCAUCGGACAAUCAUCCAAGAGGAGCUUCGACGAUCUCAUGAGGCAUUCCAGGGUUAG
This is a messenger RNA of Aspergillus bombycis, 1296 nucleotides long. RefSeq names its product cytochrome P450. Gene Ontology annotation, molecular function: iron ion binding; oxidoreductase activity, acting on paired donors, with incorporation or reduction of molecular oxygen; heme binding. Bases 1 to 1296 code for a protein of 431 amino acids. Lineage: Eukaryota; Fungi; Ascomycota; Eurotiomycetes; Eurotiales; Aspergillaceae. The record is from RefSeq and is a predicted model, not a curated record. The transcript is spliced from 4 exons.